This is a messenger RNA of Durusdinium trenchii, 219 nucleotides long. NCBI's taxonomy places the organism in Eukaryota, Dinophyceae, Suessiales, Symbiodiniaceae. The record is from the annotation of a GenBank genome assembly.
AUGUUGCAAGCCAGAGAUGAACAACUCCGUUGCCAUGGACAUUUUACAGCUGAAGUCCUACCAAGACGAGUGGGACCGAACCCAACGAGCCAUGGAGCUCGCGAGACGAGAUCAGCAGAGCAAAGAUCAGGCGAGCCGACCCUUGGUCGGUCCUCGGUGGUUAGACUCUGCUACCUCCCAGACCGUUCCGUUGGUCAUCACGUGCUUCGACCUACCUAA